AUGUUUUUAAACAUCGACUAUGCUAAACGGGCUGCUGCUCGUGAAAAAGCUUUAACGAAGGCCCAAUCUUUUGAUAUAAUAACACUUGACGACGAUGAUGAUGACAUUGAUUAUGAACAAUUAUUUGAUGAUCAUGAUAUCACAAAUGAUGGCUCUAAAUCAGAAGUAAAAAAGCCUAUUAAACGUGUUCGUUUUGCUCCAAUGAUGAUUCAAGAAAGUUCUCCAGCACCCUGUUUAUCUCGUCCACCAUCUCUGAGGCCAACAUUUGAUGUUGAAUUUGAUUUUGAUUCACUUGCAUCACCAGUUAACGAAUCGAAUAAAAAUGAUGAUAAUAUGAAUUGGAAAAAUGCUUUUCUAAGUGAUUUACAUGUAGCAAAAAAUAAUACGACAACGAUAAUUUCUUCACCAUCAAUUAUACAAGUUGAUACUAAACCAGACGAAGCGACAUUGUGGGAUUAUAUGAAAGAAUCAAAUCCGGAAUUAUUUGAAAAACUUGAAAAAACAUGUACUGAUAAACAAAAACAUAUUGAUCGAUUUUCUGCGCAACAAUCAACAUUGAUGAGUACAACCAAUAUUAAAGUUACAAAAUCGAGCACGGAAUUGAAUUCUGAAGUUCCAGUGCCAAAGUCUAUACCAUUACCCGAACAAACAAAUGUCUCCAUAAUCGAAAUUCGACUAGAAAAUGGUGAAUUCAACCAAAUUCAUGAAGAACUUCUUCAUUUCUUACUACCCUAUCAUAAAAUUCUAUGUAAAGAAAAUAUUUGGCCACAACAACAAAGUUUUACAUCACCUAAUAUAUCUUUUCAAUUAAUAAAAGAUAUUUGUGAAAACAAAAAAUCUUUUAAUACGAAUUCAAAUCGUAGCGAUAUUCUCAAAUAUUUAAUGUUUAUUUAUACCAUAACAUCCUUUCUUUAUGUAUUUGCCUAUUGUUCAUUACAAACAGCAAUACGUCAUGUUGAAAAUAUCAUUGUACAAAAUAUGAAACAUGUUUGCAUUGAUCAAGAAUGUGGUAAACCUUUAUUUGAUUUAUUAACAAAAACUCAUCAAAAUUUUGAAAAUAUUCUUCACCCAAAAAUUUUACAUAUUAAACAAAUUUUUAUUGAUUUUUUCGAGAAAAGACGACGACUUAUUGGUACUCUACGACAAUUAUGUGAACCAAAAUUUCUUCUUCUUGUUCAAUACGAAUCAAUUGAAUUACUACAUGAUAUUGAGCGUGGUCUGUCGUCAAUUAUUGAACUUCGUUCUUACAUCUAUGACAAGCCAACUAAUAUCAAUCGAGAUGAAUUUAAUGAUCUAUUAAUGUAUAAUAAUAUGAUUAUUAUUCGUACACGUCAAAUAUCAUCCACGAUAAUAACUCGACCAAAACGAUUAACAUUAGUUAUUGAAUAUGAAUAUGGAGAACAAAUGCCGCAUUGGCAUCGAUUUUGUCAACAACAAUGUAUUUCUUAUCUUGCUUAUAAAACUAUUUUACCAUCAUUUAUACCUCCAGAACAAGAAUCAAUUCAUUCUAUUGAGAAAAUAUCUUCUCCAAUAGUCAAAGACGAACCAUCAAUUUUACCAACAAUUAUUUUAGCUCGACCAUUGGUUGAUAAUUUUAAAUUAUUACGAACACUUGAAUGUCGACAUGAUAUAUCGAUUAUUACACGAGAUUAUCAUUUACUUGACGUUCCCAUUGAUCAGCAACCAGAUAUUUUAAUCGAUUGGACUACUUCUAUGUUAAUCUUUGAUUUAAACAUAAAACUUGAUAUUAAUUUAGUACGACAUAAAAUUCAAUCCAUGACUUUACAUUCAUGUCGUAUCCACAUAGCUAUUCUGACUAGUGGAUCAACGCCAGACUUUAUUCUUUCAACUUAUAUUACGCCAAUCAAUCAAUUAGCAAAGCAAAUUCAACAACGUGAAGCUAAUAUUAAUAUUCAAAUUAAAUCAUUUAGUAGUCUCGAUGAAUUUGCUAAUUAUGUAGCUCAACUAGUACAACAAGGAUCUACAUUGCAAUGUUUGUUGACUCCAACACCCUCAUGGAAUGAAAAAAUGUUACUUCGUCGAUGUUCAUCUCUCAAUAGUAUUAGUGCACAAUUGAUUUUACAACGUUUAAGAAAUGUCGAUCUGUCGACAGUAAGUCUUGAAAUAUUAAUGAACCAAUGUCCAGAGAUACCUAAAACCUAUUUGAAGGAGUUCUUGUCAGAUAUGCACAAAAGCACUUGA
Rotaria socialis is the source of this 2202-nucleotide messenger RNA. Lineage: Eukaryota; Metazoa; Rotifera; Eurotatoria; Philodinida; Philodinidae. The record is from the annotation of a GenBank genome assembly.